Hylaeus volcanicus is the source of this 1681-nucleotide messenger RNA. RefSeq lists its product as uncharacterized. NCBI's taxonomy places the organism in Eukaryota, Metazoa, Arthropoda, Insecta, Hymenoptera, Colletidae. Bases 633 to 1070 code for a protein of 145 amino acids. The record is from RefSeq and is a predicted model, not a curated record. The transcript has 2 exons.
UCUUCCCUUCCCUGACCAAAAUCGCUUAGCAUAAUCCGUUGGACGGUUCGUGGCGCAAAAGAGCGCAAGAGAGGCCGGAACGAGGAACGAACGUGUUCUAUAGGUUAGAAAAGGCGAGGAUACGUACGCACGACGGAGACGAAACGACGGUGAGUGCGCGCCAUUUUUACUGCGCAUCCAUGUCCGCGCACCAAUCAGAUUUAAAUUCGUGAGGCCGAUGGAAGGGUCACAUCGGACCUCGUGGCUCGACGAAAUGGUGGGUUCGAGACCAAGCUUCGCUGCCUUGAAGACUCCAAGAUUCAACCAGAAGGAGUCUGGCCGUCGAGCGGUGAAGACCUGAAACUUGAAUCCGGUUAUCUAGUUCGGUGCUUGUGACUCGGUGACGAAUUCUCGAGGAAAGCUGACAGAAAAAUUGACGGAAAUCAAUCGGAGCAUCUGAAAAGCGAUUCGCCAGGAACCGUCGGACACGAGGAAGCGAAAAAAAUCUAGGAAUCGCACUUCCGUUCUCGCCUCCAACGUGUUCGAGUGUCGUGCGGAGGAAAUUCGUCGCGCCAAGACGACAUUUUUCCUGAGAAUUUGCUUCUUUUGCCACGUUGCUCGCUCAACUUGACGAAAUAGAAGAAGUUUUCGAGAUGCUGGCAGCUUCGAUCUGUCGCGAAGUUCACUUCACGGUGUUGUCCAGCACGACCAUGGCCUCGCGCGUACCACGUUGUCUGUUCGGCAAACCAAACUCCAGGGAGACAGUGGAAAUGCUCCAAGAGGCUCUGGACAUGGAGAGAAGCAAGUUCGCGAAGAGAUGGGGUGUCGAUCCGCGUUCCGAGGAUAAAGAGAAUAAUUAUCAGAGAAAGCAUCACGACAAGCACGAGCCGUCGCCCAAGAAACGAAGCAAUCCGUACUCCAGACAGACCAGUAUUCACGAUUACUGGCGAGCCCGAAAAGUGUGCGACUCGAAUAAGAAGCCCCUCGUGUCAUCGUUGGAUGCCUCGAAGCAACAGAACGAAGUUUCGAAAACGACAAAGGCAGUGCCAACGACGACAAUGAAGUCAUCGAAAAAGGCGUCGCAAAACUGAGGAAAGAACGGAGCUCGCUUGUUUACGGCUGCUGUCUCGCGCCAUAGAAUUCUGUAUAUUUAUUUGUCGCAGUUCUUCCGUGAUAACCAACGUCAUCGCGAACUAGCCAAUCGUCGAUGAUGUUCUCGUUAGCGUUAAUUGCGAAUUGUUAACUAUAUUAUUUCUGUAAAUACCGCGUCGAGUAAUUUACGGAGGUUUGGACGAGCUCACUGUCACGGUCAGCGUAAUUACCUUUGGAUAGAUUUUCACGAUUAUCGAAGCAAAAAGAAACUCGGCUUUUCAACCUCGGCGAGACAGAAAAUUCUUUCGUCGUGGUGAAAACUCAAGGUUACCGGUUAACGUGUUUUAAUGGGGGGGGUUUGCGCUGGACAAAGGCCCGUUAAAAUACCAGUGAGCCGUCGAAAGCCUGAAUCGGUUGGUUCUUCGAUGAAGCAACAAUGCAGCGCCUCCAAAGAAUAAUCGAAUACGAAAAUGAAAUGUCCGCGCUCCUUGGUCUUGUCUUUGGAGAUGUUGGAUAACGUCCUAUGUAUAUCUGAGAUGUUAAGAUUACGCAAAACUCUAGUCAUCUAGUUGUUUAAGAGAAAUUGAAUAAUAAACGAUCGUGCUUUCAU